UAUAUUUUUAUACAAAAACAAAUAUAUAUAACUAUAAAUUUUGUAGUUUAUGUCUUCCUAAGACUGCUUAUAUUAUAAAUCUACUUAUCAUUUAUUUAAUUAAUUAAUUAAAAGGCUUUUGUUUUCAUUAAUUGUUAAUGAACUAAAAGUAGUAAGUUCUUUAAUUUUUUUUUUUUGACAUACGUAAAUUAUUAUUUGAAAAAUGUGUGAUAAAUAAAGAUAAUAAACAUGAAAUAUUCAAAUUAUUUUCGCAAUACCGAAACAAAAACAACAGUAAAAAAAAAAAAAACAAAAAACGUGAUCGGAAGUCGAGUCGAUCGACAGCAAUCUCCGUGUCUAAGACCUAAAAAUUUUUUUUGCGGCCGCAGUCGUGUCUAGUUGUCGAUUAUGAGAUAGCGGAACGAGCGGCAAGAAAAUCCGUGAACUCGAGAUAAAGAUGUUGGAGAAUUCGUGAAAGCUGUGGUCUCUAUUACCAGUCAGUCCGUAUAAAAUCCAGAGUUUGCUCAAUUUAUUUGUCAUUCAGUUAUCGAACAUCGCCACUUGUCAACGUGUUAAAUAUCAGCAGUGACAGUAAAACAACAAGAUCAUCAUGAAUUAUCUGAAUUUUCUUCUAGUUUUCUACAGUGCCUCCAUAGUUACCGCUGCUACAAGAUACCUCGCGAUACCAAUUGACGGGAUGGAUAUAAUUGAAGUCAAUCCUUUGCAGCAGCAGCAGCAGCUUCAAAUGCCGCAGCGAGCGCCAAGACAAACAGAAGCUUACAUACCGCAGAUUUUUUCACACGGCCACCAAUUACGGGCCGAAGAACGGCAGCAACCGAGACUUGAAAGAUCACCGAUACUCGAUUACGUCGAUUUUGGAGCACAGACUGGAAACAAUGGCGCCUACAGUUGGUUCGCUGACUAUCCUGCUCACAAUUAAAUUUUUUACACCAGUAUUACAUAAAUAAUUACAUAAACUAUCGUUACUCUGUAAAUAAAUUUUUGGUUUUAGAAAUUUAAAAAAAAAUAUAUAGUACAUUAA
Messenger RNA from Microplitis mediator, 1021 nucleotides. RefSeq lists its product as uncharacterized. The coding region runs from base 590 to 919 and encodes 109 amino acids. The record is from RefSeq and is a predicted model, not a curated record. The transcript has 2 exons. Lineage: Eukaryota; Metazoa; Arthropoda; Insecta; Hymenoptera; Braconidae.